Trypanosoma grayi is the source of this 2148-nucleotide messenger RNA. RefSeq lists its product as hypothetical. The record is from RefSeq and is a predicted model, not a curated record. The transcript has a single exon. Bases 1 to 2148 code for a protein of 715 amino acids. NCBI's taxonomy places the organism in Eukaryota, Euglenozoa, Kinetoplastea, Trypanosomatida, Trypanosomatidae.
AUGUGCGAAACCGACGAGGAACUGCGGCAGCGCUACAUGGAACAGUUGAAGCACCAGCAGCAGCAACAGUGGCAGCAAAACCAGACCCAACCAUCUCGAAACAUGAGCGGCCCUCCGUUUGUUGCUGACCCCUGCGCUUACGUGUCCGGCUACCGAGAUGCCAUUGUGUACAUGCAGGGGAAGGAGCGUCACACGUACCGCAACCGUGACGGCACACAUGUGACAUCGCCGGCCGCUUUUUACCUCCGACCUGUGCCAUGCGCCAUUGUGUCGCGCUUCGAUCCCCACCAGCUCCCGCCGGAGGACGGUGUGGAUUUCCUCGGCUCGACGGUGAAGGUGCUGGGGAUGUUUGGCCUCUUCCCCGCUACGCUCCCCGCCACCGCCAACGGUGAGACGGUGGAGCAGCACAUGCUGAAGGCCACCAUGUUCGUCGACAAGGACGUAGGAGAUCAAAUCCUCGGCAACGUUGUGAUGCUUGCGGUGCACAUGUACGUUCGGCAGUGUAUGGAGGCACGGAUACGGGCGCCGUACAUUCCGAUGGUGCCAUUCGUGCUCCGCACCCCUAUCUCGAACAUUCCCAUGCUUCAGUUUGUGCGGGAGAUGCGGGUACGGCUGCAGACUCUGCUUGACGCCGGCCUGCCGCGUAAGGGCGGGCCGCGUCUUCCACCCAGUGGCCUCCGCUGUGGCAGCAGCGGCUCCUUCUCCGGCGGUGACUCUGUCGAGGGGUGCGAUGUUCCUGCUUCCGCUUCUGCUUCUGCUGCGACUGCGGGGAGGCACGACAGGGACUUAUUCCUGUUUGAGGAGGAUGUGCCGAGCGCCGACACCUCGAAGCAGCUCUUUACGGAGGCCACCGAGACCAAGUGGCUAAGCUCCCACCCCAGCCAGAACACAAACCCCGACGGCGCAUUACCGAUCCUCAUGAUGUCUGGCGUGAACGUGCAGGCGACGCCGCUGAAGCAUUCUUCGUUGUCGAGUAUGGCCCACGUGCGGGUGCCAGCGUGGGCUGCGCUCGACAACUCCGCUGAAGGCCCUGCAUCAGGGCAGCCAAACGGAUCACAGCAGACGUCCAAGUCGGCCCUCCUCCUCGCAUGCCGGCGGGGUCGCUUCCGCAUUUGGGUCGAGGACGGUCGGCUCUGCGUUUGGGCCAGCGCGGCGUACGCCCGCCGUGGGUGCCUCAUCCUCGCUCAGCAGCUCACGCUCACCGUCGACAGCAACGUCUUGCCGCUUCCACGCUCGUGGAACUACCGCGGUUUGCUGCGCAGUGGGAUGCCGGUACCGGCGCCGGUGCAACUAAACGACGUUUUCAUUCUGGAGCACGACAUACCCUCUAUGGGACUGCACCAGGGGGAUGUGCUGCGCUGUAGCACUGCACGCGAGGUCAUGCAACGCGAACGGCGUAGACUCUCCAACGGCACCACGCCCGCAACGCCCCUAGCACCGUCGUUUGAUAAAUUAUUCACACAGAGAAAAUCGAGCAGACAGAGCAUUUCCACGAUCAGUGAGUCCCCGUGCUCCACAGAUCAGCCAAGCGCACCGUUGAACUACACCAGCAACCACGUUAGCAAUGUCCUCCUGCAGGAUCCCGGGGAGGCGCCACCGGGUGCAUUUUGGGUGCACGUGAUGUACGACCGUGAUAACGCGGGCCCUGCGCCCAACGACAGGCGGCGACGCAGCAGUAACUCCGAGCCACAGCACAUGCAGCAACAACAGGACAGCAUGGCAUACCGACAGACGAAUGUGGAGGAGGUUCUCCUCUCGUGGAUCAAGGGGAUAGCCAUCCAGACACGCGACGCCGCAGAAACAGAUGAGCAUUGGGUGCGUGAUCCCGUCACGAAGUCACCAGUCCGCGUGGACCGCUACGUCAUUCGCCGCCUCGAGCAUGACGGCAUUCGCUACUUUAUUGGCGUCACCCCACGCUUUGUGGGGCAGCAGAGGCGGUUGGAAAAGGUGCUGGGUGAGCUGAAGGCGAUCCAAGGGCAGGAACCGCAUUCCUCCAUCGACGACGGCGACGAUGCGGACGAAAGUUGCGGCUUCGACAACGAAGACGAGGACGCGCGGGAGCGUGCAGUAAUGGCGCAGCUUCUCAGCGCGCCGCCGUCGAUGCUCGGCGAAAGCGGCCCUUUCGACACGGCGGUGCGACACUUGUAA